This is a messenger RNA of Tympanuchus pallidicinctus (lesser prairie-chicken), 1943 nucleotides long. Its product is annotated as translation initiation factor IF-2-like. NCBI's taxonomy places the organism in Eukaryota, Metazoa, Chordata, Aves, Galliformes, Phasianidae. The record is from RefSeq and is a predicted model, not a curated record. The transcript has 5 exons. The coding region runs from base 1 to 825 and encodes 274 amino acids.
AUGGAGAAGGGCCUGAGUGUGCUGAUGGACGGCAGGGUGGCAGUGAGACAGCACUGUGCCCUUGUGACCAAGAAGGCCAACAAUAUCCUGAGGUGGAGCGAUACCGAGUCGAGCACCGAGCGAAAAACAGCAGAUAACGACACACGCGCGGCCGAGCGAGAGCCGAGGCGGGAACGCGUUUCCUGCGCUCCGUCCCUCCGCCCCAGCGCCGCUCCAGCAGCGCCCGGAGCCGGCGCGGCCAUCGCCGGUCGGGGCGGCGCGCAGCCAUCCCCGACGCUCCGAGCCCCCCGCGGGGCCGGGCAGAAAGUUGCGGAGAAAGUUUGCGCGAAGGGGCCGAGGUCCCCACCCGGGGGGAAAAGGAGCAGGAGGAGGGAGCCGGGCGCUCCGGUGCGUGCGAGGAGCCGGAGCCUGGCGGCGGGAGGAGGAGACUCCCCGCCCCUACGGCCGGGCUCUCCGGCGGGCACCUCCGGCCCCUCCUCCGCCGCGCUCCGCCUCGCCCCGCUGCCCGCGGGCGCCCGGGUGAGGCGCGGCGAAGCUCCCCGCCCGAUCAGAGGCCGCGGGGAGGAGCCGGGCGGACCCCUCCUCGGCGGCGCCGCGCACCGAGCCAACAUGGUGGCGGCCGCGGCCGCGAGGGGCAGCCCACGAUCGGGGCCUUUCGGGGAGAUUUGCCAGAGCCCGGCUGCCUUCCCCCUGCUUGACGCCUUUCAGGACAAGGAAGGAGGAGCUGCACUCAUCUGCUGUAGCAUGUGUGGAAUACAGCGUGAGGUGCUGCUGCUGUGCUUUGCUGCUACCAGGAAAAUCAAGGAAGGACAUCAACUAUAUUGAGCGUAAUGACUAAUAGUGCUGUUCACUAAUCAACGCUGGAAGAUGGGGAAAGAUUCCUUCUGGAGCACAGCUUUUGCUCAGUUGCAAAGUCUCCUUUGAUUACCUUGUUCUCUGAGGAUGAGCAACGUGGAGUUAAUUAUUUUUAGUUUAAUUCAAGGUUAUUAAUCAUCUUCAAGCUAACAACAACUACAGAAAAUCACCAAUGCUUCCUGUCUUUCACCAUAGAUUUUCUGGUUUGGAUGUAUAGUUUUCUUUGCCAUUGUAAAUGAUGCUUCUUUCUACCCAGACUGGUGGAGGCCACACUCACUCAGAGACAACCAUUUUGGAGGGUGAAAUGGAAUUCAUUUUUACUGAAAUCACUCUUAAAGAAGCUGAAUGUUGUACUUCUCGAAAUCCUUGGCAGAACCCAUCAGUGGAUAUUUACCUUACAGAUUAAUGGCACUGAGUGUUUGGAGGCAAGAGGAGGUGAAACCCCUGAGUAGCAAACCCACACUGUUGUCAAAAAUGUGGAGUUCUCUGAUGUCACUGAAGUCACCAGGAGUGUUGCCUUUGACGUCAGUGGGAUCAGGUAUUUAUUUUAGAGCCAUUCUGCCUUUUAGCUAUGUGCUCCCAAGAAGGCACUGAACUUGCUCUGUUUCAUGCUGUCCUGGGUAAAAUAAAUAGAUUAGGUAUAUAAAUGCGUGCCUUUUAAGAGCAUUGUGAAAUUAGCAGUAAUGCUUUUGGAUGAAAGUUGCAACAUAAUUGUAGAAUACUUUAUAAUGAUGAAGAACCGAUAGAAUUCGUGUGUGCACGUCAUCAGCAAAUUGCAGAUUGCCUUUUCUCCAAACUCUGUGAUGUGGGGAUAUUUUUCCCUUUCAUAAACAGAACUUAAAACCCAUAUUCCUAUAUUUACCUUGUAUUUCAAGCUUUCGGGGUAAUAUGAAAACAUUCUACACUGAGAAUAUGAAGAAAGAAAUGGAAGAUACGGAAGUGAGCAGUACAGAAAAAGCAGUCCCUAGUCCAGCACAGAGCUGGCAGAACUGAUCUGAGGAGUUACAAUCAGUAGAUAUAUUCAGAACAGAGUUACUUUCUUCCCAUAGAUGAGAAAUUUGAAUAAAUCAUGUUAUUGACAACAGUUU